Molecule: messenger RNA, 1614 nt
Organism: Mesocestoides corti
Lineage: Eukaryota; Metazoa; Platyhelminthes; Cestoda; Cyclophyllidea; Mesocestoididae
Source: the annotation of a GenBank genome assembly
AAAAUAGCGGAAUUUGAGAGGCUGCUUGUGCAGCGGAGACAGUUGCUUAGGCGACAAGCGGAUCUUACUGACUGGUUGGCGAUCGCCGAAAAGGAAGUUGACGCAAGCAUACACCAACUAUCGAACCUACAAUCGCAUGAAAGCAUCAACCAGGGGAGUUUAGAAGCUGACGCAGAAUGGAUGCAUCACAUUCGUCGCAUGCAAUGUCUCGAAUCAGAACUGGUGGAGAAGAAGAAGGAGGUGAAGGAGCUGGAGAGUAUGUAUAUUCAGGUGCCUUCGUUGAGUGAGGGCUGGUGCCAGGCGCUGUCAGACGCCACGAAUCGAUUGAGCAUGCUUGAAUUGCACAUCAAGGAGCAUGUUUGGUUCCUGAACGACAUCCAGCAGCUGCUGGAGAGCCUCAAUCAGACGAAAAGAGGUCUUGAGGAGUGGAUUUCGCGCGCCAGAACAGUGACUAAGGAGGCGCACCACAGCGGAGACCGGCCGAGUUUGGCCGAGGGAGCUGGCAUGCUGCAGCAGUCGAGGCGCCUCGUCCACCGACUGGUAGCCAUGGUGUUGAGCAGGCACCAAAAUCGAGUGCAGUCGGCACUAGCAGGGAGUGCAGAGGAGAUGCAUCAGGCAUUAGGUGGCUGCACCAGUCCCAUCGCAGCAAUAGCCCGAGGUGUAGUAAGGAGGUUUGAGGAUGCACGGAAUGCAUACGAGAGGCUAUGCCAGUCGACAAACAUGCUCAGAUCUGACGAACACACGGCCGAUUGGCACCAUUUCUACCGUCUCCUAAGACGCUUUGAAAACUUCCUACACUGCGAAAUCCCCAGCUUUCACCGCAUCUUUCCCACACGCCACUUUGACGAUACUGCCACCAAAUUGGACAUGGCAGUCUCAACACUCCAACAGCUUGAGAAUCUCGAGAAGAGGUUGAAUAUCGCCGUCAAAUUCUUUCACCGCAUCUUUCCCACACACCACUUUGACGAUACUGCCACCAAAUUGGACAUGGCAGUCUCAACACUCCAACAGCUUGAGAAUCUCGAGAGGAGGUUGAAUAUCGCCGUCAAAUUCCUCCAGCCAGACGAGAAUCCGGCAACGCCACCGCAUGCAACAGUUGACCGUCGAGAAGCGGAGAACAUUGUCGCAAAAUACGACCCGUCCAUGGUGGUUCGUGUCCGCGAGGUGUUUACUGAAAUGGACAGAAUCGCAGCUAAGACCACGAGAAGGGCUAGAAGUAGUAGUAGUAGUAGUAGUGGUGGUGGUGGUGGUGGUGGUGGUGGUGGCGGCGGUGGUGGUGGUGGUGGCGGCGGUGGUGGUGGUGGUGGUGGCGGCGGUGGUGGUGGUGGUGGUGGUGGUGGUGGGGAUUUGAAAAAGUUGCAAGAAGAAUGGCGCCUGUAUGCCUCCGAUGUUGACGCCUUCCGAACGUGGCUCCUGGAUAGACUGUCGCUCAGUGCACUCGGUGGGCGGGGGAAUGCCCUGGCGAGCGUCAGACAAGCAGGUGAACGUCUGCAAAGGCUGCGACAUACUUACCGCAAGCUCACCCAGAAUGCCCUUUCUGUUGAUCCAAUAUUGGAGAAACUUGACGAACAAUACCAGGACCUACUGUACCGCUUAAGCCGCCACGAGGGGCAU